AUUGAGCGCGGCCAUGGUUGCGAACGGACGUGCGCGUCUUUCGGUGCGGAUGUGAUGCGCGUCAGCAUCAGCUUUGCUCACUCGACAAGUGCCGACUGCCACCGCCGGAGUCGAAUCUGUUUGGUACUGUGCCGCAGUCUUCUUCAUUUUCCCGAUGUGCGGCUUUAGUGCAGUUCGAACGCUGAUUGUGAGACCUGUCGUGAUUGAAGUUUCUUUAUCGGGAAGCGAUUCGGAUUGUUUGACAUUCUCCUUUAAUCGGCCAUCAAAAAGUGUGGAGAGAAUCAAUUCGAACAGCGUCACAAGUUUUGUUCGUACCCAUCCAGCCCUUCCAUCCGGCCUUAGCUUUUCAAAGAGCUGCCAUAAGAAGGGGGUAGGGCUGGGGGUUCCGGGUUAACAAAAACCAAUUUUUUUUUUUUUUUUUUGUUUUGUUUUGUUUUUGUUUUUUUUUUGUUUCAUUUUUUUUUUUUUUUAUUUGAGUUUGUAAAUUUGUAAAUUGUCGAUUCAAAUCUUUCAAAGUGGAGUUCCCUGAAGAAUAUUAUCAACCGAACCACCACCACUUCGUCAGCCAUCAUCACACCAAUCCCAAGAUGUCGGACGACGAUAAAGGUUUCGUUCUUUCACCGGAGGAGAUUGAAUGCCUCAAGGACCGAAAGUGGUGGUGUUUCCUCCUGUCGAGCAUUUUUACCUUCCUGGCCGGCCUUCUGAUUGUCCUAAUAUGGCGAGCCAUGUCCAUUAUCUGUUGUCGCAAAGACCCAUCUCCCGAAUACAGUCAGAGUGAUCUGAAGCAGCAGAAUCUACCGAAACCACCGCGGCAAGCCAAGGAAGAGUUUGAAGGCACAUUCGUCACUGACGCUAAAGAUUGGGCCGGCGAGCUCAUCUCCGGACAGACCACGACUGGACGCAUUUUAGUGGUACUCGUGUUUGUGUUGAGCAUCGCGUCCCUCAUCAUUUAUUUCAUCGACGCAUCCAGCGAGGGUGUCGAACAAUGCAAGGAGUGGUCGAGCAAUAUGACGCAGCAGAUCGACCUCGCCUUCAACAUAUUUUUUAUGGUUUAUUUUUUUAUCAGAUUUAUCGCGGCUAGCGACAAACUGUGGUUCAUGUUGGAGAUGUAUUCUUUCGUCGACUACUUUACGAUACCUCCUUCAUUUGUGUCCAUCUAUUUGGAUCGAACAUGGAUCGGCCUCCGAUUUCUUCGUGCCCUGAGGUUGAUGACAGUGCCGGAUAUCCUGCAGUACCUCAACAUUCUCAAGACAUCCAGUUCCAUCCGGCUGGCUCAGCUGGUCUCCAUCUUCAUUUCUGUUUGGUUGACGGCCGCCGGAAUCAUCCAUUUGCUGGAGAAUUCCGGAGAUCCGCUCGACUUCAGUAACCCGCAUCGAUUAUCGUACUGGACGUGCGUCUAUUUUUUAAUCGUGACCAUGUCAACGGUGGGCUACGGUGACGUCUACUGUGAGACGAUCCUAGGUCGGACGUUUUUAGUUUUCUUUCUUCUCGUCGGCUUGGCCAUCUUUGCCAGUUGUAUCCCUGAAAUUAUUGACCUGAUCGGCACUAGACCCAAAUACGGAGGCACGCUGAAGAAUGAACGUGGACGCAGGCAUAUCGUCGUCUGCGGACACAUCACCUACGAGUCAGUGUCGCAUUUUCUCAAGGAUUUCCUUCACGAGGAUCGAGAAGACGUCGACGUCGAAGUGGUUUUCCUUCACAGGAAAGAACCCGAUUUGGAGCUGGAAGGCCUGCUGAAGAGGCACUCCACCACCGUCAAGUUUUUUCAGGGCUCCAUGAUGAAUGCCGUUGAUUUGCAAAGGGUCAAGGUCCACGAGGCUGACGCCUGUCUCGUCUUGGCAAACAAGUAUUGUCAGGAUCCCGAUGCUGAGGAUGCUGCCAACAUCAUGCGAGUCAUUUCUAUUAAGAAUUAUUCGGACGAUAUCAGGGUCAUUAUUCAGCUGAUGCAAUAUCACAACAAGGCUUACUUGCUGAACAUUCCCAGUUGGGACUGGAAACGAGGUGACGACGUCAUUUGCUUGGCUGAGCUCAAGCUGGGAUUCAUAGCCCAAAGUUGUUUAGCUCCGGGAUUUUCCACCAUGAUGGCCAACUUAUUCGCUAUGAGAUCAUUCAAAACCUCAUCGGACCUACAGUCAUGGCAGAACGAUUAUCUGCGUGGCUCCGGCAUGGAGAUGUACACCGAUACGUUGAGUCACACCUUUAUGGGUCUAACGUUCACUCAAGCGGCCGAGUUGUGCUUUACCAAGCUCAAGCUCCUCUUGCUGGCCAUCGAAUUAAAAUCUGAAGACGGCCUCGAUUCGAAGAUUUCCAUCAAUCCGCGCGGAGCAAAGAUAUCGUCCAACACGCAAGGAUUUUUCAUAGCGCAAUCAGCUGACGAGGUCAAAAGAGCCUGGUUCUAUUGUAAAGCUUGCCAUGAAGACAUCAAAGACGAGACGCUCAUCAAGAAGUGCAAAUGCAAAAAUUAUGUGGGCUUUAUGAUGGUUCAGUCGGGACUAUUCGGAUUAACGUCCCAGAAUCAAGAAUCAAACGUGGCCGUCUUCCGGAAAGGUGUUCGAGCUGUACAAGUCAUCGGUCGCGCAAGUGCGGAUUACUCCAUCUGCGACAAUGACCAUGUGACUCCUCAGUUUACGCCUCCAGAGUUGCCAAAGCGGGUGCAUGUCAGAGGUGAAUUAUUACGGGAUGACGAUCCGCGAUCUCCCUUGCACAAUCAACACAAUGCAGCAACCACGCCCUUGCUAUCGGCCGUCAACAAGACCCACAGCAGUACCAACAGGACCAUCAAUAAGCUGACUGGCAACUCGUCCAGCGUACGCGGAGUCAUCGACGGCGGUCAUUCGCCAUCGCCCGAUUUUAACGCCAGGACCAAGGAGGACAGUUCCUAUGCUGGUUACCAUCUAUCAUAUGAAGUGAAAAAACUCAUGCCUACGAGUCGAGGAUCUGCUGGAAAUGGAACACACAACACGGGCAUUGCUGACGACCAGGCCAGGGAUUUCGAUUUCGAAAAGACGGAGAUGAAAUACGACUCGACUGGCAUGUUUCAUUGGUCCCCCGCUCGCUCCCUGGAAGACUGUAUACUGGAUCGCAAUCAAGCGGCCAUGACUGUGCUGAACGGACAUGUCGUUGUGUGCCUCUUUGCCGAUCCCGAUUCGCCAUUGAUCGGAUUACGUAAUCUGGUCAUGCCUCUUCGGGCCUCCAACUUUCAUUACCACGAAUUGAAACAUGUGGUUAUCGUCGGUUCCGUCGACUACAUCCGUCGCGAAUGGAAAAUGCUUCAAAACCUGCCCAAAAUUUCAGUGCUCAAUGGAUCACCGCUAAGUCGAGCGGAUUUACGGGCCGUCAACGUCAACUUGUGUGACAUGUGCGUCAUUCUUUCGGCCAAAGUGCCCAGCAAUGAUGACCCGACCCUGGCCGAUAAAGAGGCCAUUUUGGCAUCGCUCAACAUCAAAGCCAUGACGUUCGAUGACACAAUCGGUGUCCUAUCGCACAGUAAUAGCGGUCGUGAAGCGCUGACUCCAAUUGGCAGCCCGAUUGUUCUCCAACGACGAGGAUCUGUCUACGGUGCAAACGUUCCCAUGAUCACGGAAUUGGUGAACGACAGCAAUGUGCAGUUUUUGGACCAAGAUGACGAUGAUGAUCCCGAUACAGAACUCUACCUCACUCAGCCAUUUGCUUGCGGAACUGCGUUCGCUGUCAGCGUGCUCGACUCCCUGAUGUCGACGACGUAUUUCAAUCAAAAUGCUCUCACGCUCAUCCGGUCUCUUAUCACUGGUGGAGCCACUCCUGAACUUGAGCUUAUUCUCGCUGAAGGAGCCGGCCUUCGUGGAGGAUAUAGCACUCCAGAAACACUCGGCGAAAGGGAUCGAUGUCGAGUGGGCCAGAUCUCACUCUACGACGGACCUUUAGCCCAGUACGGUGAGGGUGGAAAGUAUGGAGAUCUUUUUGUUGCCGCACUUCGGAAUUACGGCAUGCUGUGUAUAGGCUUGUACAGGUUUAGAGAUACCAGUUCAUCAGUUGAUGCUUCAUCCAAACGCUACGUCGUUACGAAUCCUCCUGACGAUUUCACGCUGUUACCUACCGAUCAGGUGUUUGUCCUGAUGCAAUUCGAUCCCGGUCUCGAAUAUCAACCUAACCGUGGAGAACAGCAUGGCCGCGAGGGAAACUCCUGACUCUUGCUCUGUAGCGCCCUCACCGAUGGUCCUUAUUCUUACAUUUGAAGUAGUAAAUCAAACUCAGUCAACUCAACACACACUUUAAAAAAAAAACGGAGCAAAAAAAAAGAAAACAAAGAAGAAUCGCGGAAUAAGGCGUGCGCUUCAAACAUUGGCCUCUUCAAUUAUCAUUGAGUAUCAUCCAACUUCCUUGUCCCCCCCUCUCCAUCCUCCUUUUACGAAAAAAACAAACAAAUAGCACCCCCGGUGUUCCCAAUUUUUUACCUGAGGUCUUUGCUGUCACACCCCUAUUUCGAUACAGGAGAAGAAGGAAAAAAACUUUGGAAUGUAGGCCCCAAAUGGAAGUAAAAGAGAAAAAUGAGGGAAGGGGUUGGGUUCGUUUGUAGGAAAAGAUUCUAUGGCGACCUCCAUAUAUCCAACGAUUGUUGAACUGUGAUACCUUGUAAGAAAAAAAAUAUUACCCAUAACAAAAAAAAACAAAAAAAAAAUAUGACUGGCCAAGCGCAGACAACGUACAGAUGUUACCGCAAAAGUUCUGGUCAAUAAUUGCUCCCUCCUUUAAAAAAAAAAAAGAAAUCCCAUUUUGAAAGUUGUUUACUAAUUCACAGUCAAACUGCAACAUUUUCUUUUUUCACUGUUGUUGCCAGGAAAGUAUUUCAUCCGUUUUUUCAUGGUUAUAUCCCAUGUUUUGUUGAAAAUUUCGUUACCAAAAAAUAAUACCAUGGUGAGGUGCUCUACAGGCAAAAGAAUCCGAUCUUUGAUUCGCUGACAAACUUUGUUGAAAUUCUAGUCCACGAAUUACGACUUUGACUAUACUUGAAAAUAGCCGUCUGAAGUUGGAGCGUUCAUUAAACGACCUUCAGCUUCUGCUGGUUCUACUAAUAUGCAAAUACUUGAAUUGUGUGAAUGAUCGUCAUUUGCGUGAUGACAUUUCAUGUGUGUGUGUGUGUCUGUGAGAUGAAUUAUGAUCGAUAUUGUUUGAUCCUCUUUCUUCUUCCCGAUAGGCUGACAGAUUUUUUUCUUUCAGGCCUUCAUUUUUUUUUUCUAUAAUUCUAUAACUUGUUCACACACGCGAAAUCGCAUUUUCAUGUUUCCCGAGAGAUGAGAGAAAUCCGCUCGUUAGUACUCGCGCUCCAAAAUGAGUAGAUUUACCCCAUCGUGUUCUAAAACGAAAAAUACUGCUAUAGUCUAAUUGCUAAAUUCUCUUCUCUGAGUGACAUGUCGCUCCUAUCUUCUAUCUUUUUAAGAAAAAAGGCAUUUCUUGUCUUAGCCAUUUUAAUUCUCGUUUUUUCUUUUCACUAUUAUCUGUAUCUGUCGCUUUCUUUCUCUUUUCCUCUGUCAUCAUUUGCAUAGCAUUCUAGGCCCCGUCAGUUCGUAGUCUUUUCUGUAAGAGGACAGUUUUUUUUUUAGCUGUAGGAAGUGAAUGAGAAAAACACGAAUUUAACUUGUGUGACUCAGCGUUGUGGUUGACAUGUCUGCGUUGUACCUUCAGUUUGUUUCAACUAAAUUUUAAAUUCUGUGACCCGCCCCAGGAACUUGACACCCCUGGAAUGUUAUCCCUUGCGCCUAUUUCACAUCCUGUCUUUCUCUUUGAUUUUUUCUUGCAUCCAACUUUGCUGCUGGUAGUACCAAUCUUUUGUUUAAGAGUCAAUUUGGACGAUUUGCGAUUAAAUGACCCUGAAUUAUUAUAUCUUGGGAUGGGAAAACCCAUGUAAAUGUAAUAAGGAUGAUAGGAAAAAAUAGUGUUAUUUGGGGAUGGGGGGAAUUGCUGUGAAAUGGUUCGUUGUUAUGUCAUCCAAUGCAAAAUGAGUUACGUCUCUCACUCUCUCCCUUCUAUCUCUCCAUCGUUUUCCAUUUGACUGUCUUUUAUUUAAUUUCUUCUCUUCUCAAUUCACCACGUCACCGAGUCAAUGUUUCUUACAAAAAAAAAAAUAAUAUUAAGAAAAACAAGAAAAAAAGUCUAUUUAGUCUUGAAUUCUAUUUCUCUUUCUCUGUCUAUUUCUCUCUCUUUCAUUUUUCUCCGUCUUAUGGAUUCGUUGUUUUGUCUUAACUUCAAUUUCCCUUUCUCCGUUCGUAAUUCGACAUUUACAUACAAAACCGAAAACGUUUUUUUUGUUUGUUUUUCAAAGCACUGAAGCUACACCCACCUCCUUGCCUUAUUGUUUACCGUAUUUAAUCGGAGAGGAAGAAAAACAAAAAAAAACAUCAAUACACAUGUUUAUUGCCAAA
Molecule: messenger RNA, 6398 nt
Organism: Daphnia magna
Lineage: Eukaryota; Metazoa; Arthropoda; Branchiopoda; Diplostraca; Daphniidae
Gene: slo
Product: calcium-activated potassium channel slowpoke
Exons: 30
Coding region: 588-4166 (1192 amino acids)
Biological process (GO): potassium ion transport; transmembrane transport
Cellular component (GO): postsynaptic membrane
Molecular function (GO): large conductance calcium-activated potassium channel activity
Source: RefSeq, a predicted model, not a curated record